Messenger RNA from Malus domestica (apple), 2074 nucleotides. NCBI's taxonomy places the organism in Eukaryota, Viridiplantae, Streptophyta, Magnoliopsida, Rosales, Rosaceae. The record is from RefSeq and is a predicted model, not a curated record.
AUGGCAGCCCACGAAGUCUCCUCUUCAUCAUGCUCCUCAAAACUCUGGAAGUAUGACGUGUUCUUGAGCUUUAGAGGCGAAGACACACGUAAGGGCUUCACGGGCCAUCUCCAUCAAGCAUUGGAAGGAAAGGGCUACAAGACCUUUAUUGAUGAGGACGAUCUAAAAAGAGGGGAAGAAAUAAAGCCCGAACUGUUGCGAGCCAUCGAAGAGUCAAGGAUCUCUAUCAUUGUCUUCUCAAAGAGGUACGCAGAUUCGAGUUGGUGCCUCGACGAGCUAGUGAAGAUCAUGGAGUGCAGAUCCAAACUGGGGCAACAUGUUUUGCCAAUAUUCUAUCAUGUUGAAACUUCAGACAUUAGGAAGCAGGAAGGUAGCUUAGCCCCAAUGUUUCAGAAGCACGAAGAGGACAUCCGUAAAGAAGAUGACAAAAAUGGGGAAGCUAAGAGAAAAAGGGUAAAGCAAUGGAGAGAGGCUCUUGCUAAAGCUGCAAACUUGUCUGGUCAUGAUCUUAAAAACACUGAGGACGGGCAUGAAGCAAAGCUUAUUCAGAAAAUUAUUUAUGAGAAUAUUUGGAAAUGGCUCCCCAGCACAAACAAAUUACGUGUGGCCAAGCACCCAAUUGGAAUCAAUUCUCGUGUUGAAGAUAUUAUCACUUAUCUCUCACGUGGUGAAUCGAAAGAUGUUAUCAUGGUUGGAAUUUGGGGGAUGGGUGGAUUAGGUAAAACAACAGCUGCCAAAGCCAUUUAUAACCAAAUUCAUCCUAAGUUUGAAUCCAAGAGUUUCCUUGCCGACGUUAGCGACACUACAAGUAAAUAUGGCCUGGUUCAUUUGCAAAAACAACUUAUUUCGGACAUCUUGGAUCAAGAGUUUAAAAUAAGCACUGUUGAUAAAGGUAUAUGUCUGAUAAAAGAGAAAUUUUCACGUAGAAAGGUACUUGUCAUCAUGGACAACAUAGAUAAAGAGGAACAACUUGAUGCAAUAGUUGGAAAUCAUGAUUGUUUUGGCACAGGAAGUAGAAUUAUCAUAACGACACGAAAUAAACGUCUACUAAUAAAUGUGGACAAAGUAUAUCCGGCUCAGAAAUUAAAUGAAGGAGAAGCUCUUGAGCUCUUUAGUUGGCAUGCAUUUGGAAAUAGUUGGCCUAAUGAAGGAUAUCUUCAACUCUCAGAAAAAGUUGUUUCUUACUGUGGUGGUUUGCCACUAGCCCUUGAAGUUUUAGGUUCUUCUUUGUUUAAAAGAACCAUAGCAUGGUGGGAAUGUCAAUUGAAGAAAUUGGAAAGAAUUCCUGAUGGAAAAAUAAUAAAACCACUAAGAAUGAGCUUUGACGGGCUAGAUGAUACGGAGAAGGCUACAUUCCUUAACAUAGCUUGUUUCUUUAUUGGAGAGGACAAAUACAUUGUAGCAAAAUUAUUAGAUGUAUGUGGAUUUUUUGCAACAAUAGGAAUUAGUAUCCUCCGUGAACGAUGUCUUGUAACUGUUGAAGGCGAGAAUUUGAGUAUGCAUGAUUUGCUUCAAGAAAUGGCUAGAAUAAUCAUUUCUGAGAAAUCUCCUGAUCACCCAGGAAAAUGGAGCAUGUUAUGGAAUCAUGAAGAUGUCAUCGAUGUAUUAACAAAUAAAUUUGUAAGUACAUUCCCAAUAAAAUUUUGGAUUAUUGCAUUGUACAAGAAAAGCAUAUGUCUAUUAUACUCUAAACAACAUUCAUGUGUAAAUAUAUGCGGUUGCGCAAGGAAAACUCAAUUAGCCAACAACAGUACUUGCAUAUAUUCACCGUACGUGAUUUUGCCUAAUAAAUAAUAAUACAUGUAAACAUAUGCAAUCCCUUUUUUACGCAAUAUAACCUUUUGUUAACAGGGAACUGAAGAAGUUGAAGGACUUGCUCUACAUUUUCCUUAUGGUUAUUUCAAUUCUAGUUUCAGUACAGAAGCAUUUAGCAAUAUGAAAAAACUGAGAUUGCUCCGGCUAUACAACGUAGGGCUUAAUGGAGAAUACAAACAUCUUCCCAAAGAAUUAAUAUGGUUGUGUUGGUAUGGAUGCCGUUUAAAGUCCAUACCAGAUGACUUUUUUAAUCAACCAA